CUGAUAGGUUCUCCUAUGAGCACAGCGCAUAAUAUGCCUAGGAUGCAACCAGUAGUUUAGACUGACUGCUGUGAAGUAGUUGCGCAUCACUGACGGAUUCCAGCGCACUGGAAACCGCUUAAAGUCACGUCUUUCUUUUCACAGAACUAAAUGGCUCGGACUUACAACCGAUACAACAUAUGUAGAUGAGUGAUUCGAUAUUAUUUAAGCGUUUGGGAAAUGCAAAGGAUUGACCGGCUUUAAAUUCAGACCCGUAACGCUCAAGCAGCCAUGCAUUUGUGUAGCUUUGUGGGCUCUUUGCUCCUCCUUCUUUUCAUCAGCAGGAUCAUGGAUGGCUCCGUCGCCAGCACGGAGGAGAUUUUGCCUCCCACCAUUCAGAAACUGAUGAAGGGAUACAACAAAUACCUUAGGCCAUUCUUUGGCAAUGGCCCUGUUACUGUAGGCAUGAGUCUGGAUAUCGCCAGCAUAGACACCAUAUCAGAAAUCAACAUGGAUUACACCGCCACCAUCUUUCUUCGUCAGCGCUGGACAGAUGAACGCUUGUGUUUUGAUGGCAAUAAGAGCUUGAGUCUGGAUGGGAGACUGGUAGAACUCCUUUGGGUCCCUGAUACGUUCAUUGUGGAUUCCAAGAAGUCCUUCCUGCACGACAUCACUGUCGAAAACAGACUGAUCCGGAUAUUCCCCAACGGAACUGUGCUGUAUGCCCUGAGAAUUACCACCACAGUGGCCUGCAGUAUGGAUCUAACCAAAUAUCCCAUGGACAGGCAGACGUGCAUGCUUCAACUUGAAAGCUGGGGAUAUAACGUGAAAGAUGUUGUUUUCUAUUGGACACGGGGAAACCAAUCAGUUAGCGGCCUUGAUAAUUUACAGCUGGCUCAGUACACCCUUGAGGAUCACUACACCUCUGAAUCUGAAGCUGUUUACGAGACUGGUAACUACCCAAAGUUGAUCUUCCACUUCAAACUCAAGCGGAGCAUCUUAUAUUUCAUUUUGGAGACAUAUGUUCCUUCCAGUGCUCUGGUGGUCCUGUCCUGGGUCUCAUUUUGGAUCAGUCAGUCUUCAGUUCCUGCUCGCAUCUGCAUAGGAGUGACCACAGUCUUGACUAUGACCACCUUGAUGAUGGGAGCCCGCACCUCUUUACCCAAUGCCAACUGCUUCAUUAAAGCCAUCGAUGUGUAUCUGGGCAUCUGCUUCAGCUUCAUAUUUGGCGCACUGAUUGAAUAUGCAGUUGCCCAUUUCUGCACGUUACACCAGCCGAAUGCUGCCAAUGCAUAUAUGUAUGGCCAGGAAAUGCAGGAGCGUGAGGACGAGAUGAACGGUAUUGUGACUUCCAUCGGCAGCCACGCUUUGCGGGCCCGUAAACGGGAGGAGAUGCUGUCCCGGAUGGGCAGCGCCAGCAACCCUACCCCCAGUGAAAGUAAGGAGGAUAUCAACUCCUCACAGCCACAGAACCGCUGCACCAAGUGUAUGUCAACGACACGUCGUAUCGUGCGCUGUCUGAACUGCUGCAAAGUGGAGAACCCGCACUACAUUGACAACUACUCACGGCUGACCUUCCCUCUCUCCUUCAUCUUCAUCAACCUUCUCUACUGGACCUACUACUUGUACUUCUAAAGCUCCUGCUGUUGGUGUGUAUGUUUGUUGAGGGGUUUCAAGUGAUUUAAGUGUGUGUCCCUUUUUGUGUCACAGUUUACCUAAGGGUUUCUACUCUUACAUGUCAGCAUGCAUUUCAGUUCAACUCAUGUCACCCGAGAAUGACUGACUGUGUUCAUGUCACCCAAGUAUGCGUCAUUCCUUGUGGUAUGCGGGAUCUGAGUGAGUUUCGACUGCACAGAUAUAUGCAGAUUUAUACUAUGUCACCUUGAUGAUGCAUCUACAUCUCUGUGUCAGGAAUAUGUGGCCUUCAUUUUCCGAGGAGCUUUAGAUUCACUCAAAUCCACAAUGAAAAUCGGCCUAGCUGUAAAUUGCAGUAUGAUUUCAUGAUGUCCGUACAACAAAUUAAAAUUGACUUGAAUGUAAGUAUGAUUAAAUUGUUGUUUAACAGAAAAAGCAUGAUUUAUAAAUUACUGUUGACACAAGUAACAAACCACAAGAAAUUCAUGAAACUGAAAAGUUGGAAUUUAAUUUAAGUUUAAUUUAUGAAAUGAACAUCAGAAUCGUAUCAGCAUGUUUGACAGCUACAGUAAUAAUAAGUAACUGGACCAAAGAUUUAAUGUGUAUCUAACGUUCAUAAUCACAAUCUGAAUUCAAAUGAGCACAAGUUAUACAUUGUUUUUGGGGCAUAUACUGUAUGUUUUUGCAAAUUCAGCAAUCAUGUCUUGUUAUUAGCUGCCAAACAGGAAUCAAGUCGAUUUUACUCAUUUUCUCCUGGUGAUUUAUCUGCGUGAGUCGUAACAGAAUAUUCUCUUAGAGAUAGAAGCUCUGAUUAUGAAUGAUUCUGUAUUAUUUGCAUGCUCAUUUAUUUAUUCUGCGUAUAUUGUUGUAUUUAAUUAUUUCUUUUUUGUUAAUGAAAUGCUUUUAUCCAAUCUAAGGCUCUUUGACCUAGUUAAAGUUUUGGCCAUUAAGAACUGCACUACAGUAUUUUUGAUAGGAGACUAUUUUGGGCAAAUGCCAAAACUAAAACACUGAUGCGUAUUUGCUAAUGGCAUAUUCAACACUGACAUUUACACGAUUUCUUGGCAGAUUUUUAUGCAUUGUUGAUGUCUGAAUUGCUAUUAUUUGCAUAUAGUUUGCAAUAUACAUUUCUUUCCACUGUAAACACGUUUUGUUAUCGAUAUGUCAUAGAGAACCUGCUGGUUUGUAUGAUCUUUUUCAAGAACAUGUUAUUCACCUGACCUUUGUGGGUAUUUUUUUUUUUUUUCUUUUACUGUGAAUGUCAUACUUCUUACAGGUGAAUAUAUUUUGUGCUCAAAUUAAGCUGUACAAAUAUUUUUAUGUUAUCCUUUUGCACUGAGAUUUUGAAUUACAAAGGCAAUAUUAUUUUGCCAAGGAGCAUUUUGUUUUUGUAUAUACUGGCUUAAUAUUGAAAAUGAAGUUCACCAAAUAAUAUUUAUUAUUAAUACUGUUAUUUUAAUAAUGCAUGAAAGUUGCAUACAAUUGUUAAAGAGACAGCAGGCCAUGUUGCCGUGUUUUCCAUGCAUGGAGAGUUCUGCAUCUGUUUUCAGAGAUUUGGAUAUAAUAAAAAGUUAAGACUGGCUUAAAAUAAUAUAUUUCGAGACAGAACGUAAUAUUUGUUUAAAAAAAUACAUUUUAGUUGUCAGGUCAGUCAGCUGCAAGGUUUCUCUGUACUGUACAAAAACAAAUAAUGGUCGUGAAAUUUAGCAAACUCUUGUAAUGCCCUGCCUCAAAAUCCUUUAAUGGCAGUGGCAUCUUAGAGUCCUACUGCCCCUUACUGGCGAGUCUAGUUCUUGGAACACUUUCUGCGUUUAUUUUUAUCCUUAUCUAAAUCCAGAACCAACUUGAUAUAGAAAGACGCACUUGGCAAUACAUCUGUCACUACAGCAUAUUACUGCCUUUAGGUUAGUAUGUUGUCAGUACUGAUCCUGAUGCCAAAGAGCUAGUGUUUUAACAUCCAGUCUUUAACAUUUCCUUAAAAAUGAAAAUAGCAAACCGUUUGUUUACUCAAUUUAUGCACAUUCCUUUGCAGUAUUUAUAGUAGCCUAUAAUAUAUUAUUAAAUGCUGUUUUCACUGGACAAAUUUGAUUUCAGCAUGUAAAUUAAAUUAACACUCUUAAUGUGUAAAAUGAUGUUGCGUUUAAAAACUGAGCCUUAAAUGGCAUAAAAUUAAUGUUUCAAUAUUUUUUUGUAGAUUUUGUUUUUAUUUAUUUUAUUUUAUUAUGUAGUAUGAUAUUCAUAUCUUAGUGAGUAUCACUAUGCAUGUAAAGUUAAUGUUUAGGGUAAUAAAAUAUUUUUAAUAAAA
Messenger RNA from Ctenopharyngodon idella (grass carp), 3919 nucleotides. RefSeq names its product gamma-aminobutyric acid type A receptor subunit zeta (gene gabrz). The coding region runs from base 271 to 1614 and encodes 447 amino acids. The transcript has 10 exons. Gene Ontology annotation, biological process: regulation of membrane potential; nervous system process; signal transduction. NCBI's taxonomy places the organism in Eukaryota, Metazoa, Chordata, Actinopteri, Cypriniformes, Xenocyprididae. The record is from RefSeq and is a predicted model, not a curated record. Gene Ontology annotation, cellular component: membrane; synapse; GABA-A receptor complex. Gene Ontology annotation, molecular function: extracellular ligand-gated monoatomic ion channel activity; GABA-A receptor activity; neurotransmitter receptor activity.